Hevea brasiliensis (rubber tree) is the source of this 4471-nucleotide messenger RNA. RefSeq lists its product as uncharacterized. Gene Ontology annotation, molecular function: hydrolase activity, acting on acid anhydrides, in phosphorus-containing anhydrides; ATP binding; DNA helicase activity. The record is from RefSeq and is a predicted model, not a curated record. The coding region runs from base 134 to 3955 and encodes 1273 amino acids. Lineage: Eukaryota; Viridiplantae; Streptophyta; Magnoliopsida; Malpighiales; Euphorbiaceae. Gene Ontology annotation, cellular component: nucleus. The transcript has 28 exons. Gene Ontology annotation, biological process: nucleotide-excision repair; double-strand break repair involved in meiotic recombination.
GCAGUGAAAACAAGAUGCCGCCCAAACUCAAAAUUUCCCGCCAACAUCACAGGUCCACUUUAAAUUGAUUUCUUCCCAGCCCCUCUUCCGUUCGCCGUCCUCUUUCCAAUAUCCUUCACUGAAUCUCACGAUAAUGGUCUCCGCAACUCUUGCAAGCAACAAACCAAAUCCUAAAACCAAAAAUGUAUACCAUAUCGGCGGAAUCCAAGUGGAAUUUCCGUACCAACCGUAUGGAACGCAGCUCGCUUUCAUGGGAAGGGUCAUUUCCACUCUCGAUCGAGCCCAGAGAGACGGUCAUUGCCAUGCACUGCUCGAGUCACCCACUGGUACUGGGAAAUCCCUCUCGCUUCUUUGCUCCACUCUCUCGUGGCAACAGAACUACAAGAUCAAGCACCAGAAUGCCGAUCUGUCUUUUCAAAAACCCAACCCCGAUGCAAUGACCGAUCCUCUGGCACAUGGCGGUGGAUUUAUUCCGGAGACACAGCCUUCGAGUAUUCCACCUUCUAUAAAUGCAGAGCCACCCCAACCUGCGGAAGCUAACAAAAAUCAAAAGAAAAAGGCUGCACCCAUCAUAUUUUACUCAUCGAGGACGCAUUCACAAAUUUCCCAAGUGAUCCGCGAAUAUAGGAAAACUGCAUAUCGGGUCCCAAUGGCAGUGUUGGCUUCAAGAAAACAUUACUGCACAAAUGCACAUGUACGUGGCAGGGAGAAUAUUGAUGAAGAAUGUAAACUUCUCUUAAGGGAUCAAGAUGCUGGGUGCUCACAAUUCAAAAAUGCAAAUAAAGUCAGAGCUCAUCCAUCACUUCAAAGUGGAGGUUGCCAUGAGGUCCAUGAUAUUGAAGAUCUUGUUAAAGUUGGAAAUGUUGUUAAAGGUUGUUCAUACUAUGCGGCUCGCUCAAUGGCGGAUGAUGCACAGUUAAUUUUCUGCCCAUACAACUAUAUAAUUAAUCCAGUCAUCCGAGGAGCAAUGGAUGUAGACAUUAAAGGAGCCAUUCUUAUUCUUGAUGAAGCUCAUAACAUAGAAGACAUUGCUCGUGAUGCUGGCAGUAUGGACGCUGAAGAAGAUGUUUUACAUAAAUUGCAGAUGGAAUUACAGGAACUUUGUAUGCUCAAGCCCACAAUUUACCAACCACUACAUGAUAUGGCACAGGAUUUGUUGAGUUGGAUGAACCGGAGGAAAAGCACAUUACAGAAGCGUGAAUUUCAGCACUAUUGUUCUUGUUGGACUGGUGAUAAGGCUCUGAGGGAGCUUGAAGACGCUAAUAUUUCACAGCAGUGCUUCCCAAUCUUGCUGGAUUGUGCCACAAAGGCAAUUAAAGCUGCAACAGAUACAGAAUUGGACACAGAUCAUUUAAGUGGCAUGUCAGUGAUAGUGUUGGAAGGUUUAUUCUCUUCACUUACUUAUUUCUUCUCAAGAAACGGUUGUCACGCAUCUGACUAUCAGCUUGCUUUGCAACGAUCUAUUAAAAGAGAUAGAAAAAAUCCUGUUGGUGACUGGACAUAUACUUUAAGUUUAUGGUGCUUGAAUCCAGGUGUUGUUUUUAGAGACAUUGCUAAUAUUUCUUUGUCAGUCAUUUUAACGUCUGGGACUCUAUCACCAAUGAAUUCCUUCUCAUCUGAGCUUGGAGUUCAGUUUGGAACUUGUCUGGAAGCACCGCAUGUGGUUGAUACCGAAUCACAGGUGUGGGCUGCUGUAAUAUCCACUGGUCCUGAUAAUUAUCCACUGAAUGCAAGUUAUAAAACAGCAGAUGAGUAUGCUUUCCAGGAUGCACUUGGAAAAACGUUGGAGGAUAUUUGCAUGAUUGUCCCAGCUGGCUGUCUUGUGUUCUUCCCAAGUUAUAAGCUCAUGGAAAAACUCUGCAAUCGUUGGCGUGAAACUGGUCAAUGGUCUCAACUAAAUGCCAAAAAGUCCUUCUUUGUUGAGCCAAGAGGAGGAAGCCAGGAGGAUGAUUUUGACUCUGUUUUGAAGGGUUAUCAUGAUUCGAUUCAUCAACGUAACAAACAUGCUGUUGGGAGAAAGAGAAGGGUAAAAAAAGUAGACCUCAAUCACUUCAAGGCUAUAGAACCCACAGAAAAUUCUGAAAAAGGGGGAGCUGCGUUUCUUGCUGUUUGCCGGGGAAAGGUUUCAGAAGGAAUGGACUUUUCUGAUGAUAAUGCUCGAGUGGUUAUAGUAGUUGGUAUUCCAUUUCCAAACGUACAUGAUAUUCAAGUCGGUCUAAAGAAGAACUACAACGACAUAUACAAAACAUCAAAAAAACUUCUAAGUGGGAAUGAGUGGUACUGUCACCAAGCCUUCCGAGCUCUGAAUCAAGCUAUAGGACGCUGUAUACGGCAUAGGUUUGACUAUGGAGCCAUCAUCCUAUUAGACGAGCGUUAUAACAAAGAGCAGAAUAAAGUUUACAUUUCAAAGUGGCUAAAGAAAUCUAUUCGCCACUAUGACAGCUAUAACAUGUCAAUGGAGGGAUUACAGACCUUUUUCAGAGAUGUCAAGGACAACAUUUGCAAGAAGAUGGUGGAUCUCUUACCGAAUUCUGACACUAGCGAGGGAAAAAACAUGCCUGCUGGUGAGCAAGUCAAAGGUUGUGCAAAAAACAAAAAGCGGAUGUUGAACAAGUCUGAUCAUUCUGAAGGGAUACCAGUCCAGUUGACAAAAUGUGAUGCAACUUCUCCUGAAGCUAAGUUUCAAGAUGAUGUUGAAGGACAGGCAUCCAUGCAAAUGAACAAGGACGUUGACAGUCAGAGAGAAAUUAUUGAUCUAGAAUGCGACUUUCAGAAAGAUUCAAGUUCAAGGUGCUCUGAGGCAUCUUCCCAGGAAUAUCCAGAAAUAACCAUCGUGAAGGAAACCCCUGGUAUGGGCUGCAAUGGAGCCACAACUAGAUCCAGUUCUUUCUCCAAGGAUGGGAACUCUUGUUUAUCCAUGUUUCAGGCGUCUGUUGAGUUUAUGGAUCAAGUGUCAUCCUGUCCAUUGUCUCCUGCAGAUGCAAGCAAAGCUGUUAGCAAAUCCCAGUGUUUAGUUGUAGAGACUCCCAAAAAAGACUUCACUGAGAACACCUGCAACCUGAUACCGGAAGCAGAGUCAACUCUUAAUUUGAGUGUUAAUUCUCAUACCCAGAAAAAGAGCAAGUCCAUGGGCUGGCCAUUAAUUGACCAUGUUGAAGAAAAAUCUGAUUCUCCCUAUGCUGAAACUCCUGGCUGUGUUAGUUUCAUAAGAAACACAAGCGCUAAUAAAGAUGCAAAUCGCAGGAUUGAAUUUGAUUCUGUGACCAACUCUUUAGAAUGCCAGUCCGCUAAGUUAAAAGCAUCCCAAUCGUUCCCAGUGGGCAAUUGUGCUCCAUCACAUAUCUCUUCUGAUCCUGUCAUGGACCAGAAUUUACGAAUUUCUUGUUCACGCUGCAAUAGCCCCUUGGGUCUUCCUGAAAACCAGUUAUACGUUAGGUGCUCAUUGACUUCAUCAUCAAAAGUUCACUUAAUGUCUCUUGUGAAAGGAAAAUUGGAGCAUUGCUCAGAGAAUGCAUCAACAUGCAUGCCUGUUCUCAUGACUGAUAUCACAUCAGUAGAUCAGCGUCUCUGCAAUAAUACUCUCGAAGAUAAGCCAGGACGAGGGGUUUGGUGUGAAGAAGAUGGGUGUGUUUUCCAUUCUCUUUUUUGCCCCUUCUGCAGUACCUCAAACUGUCUUGGAGUGCAAAUCAUGGCUACUGAUGCAUCAAAUGUUCAAUUACUUAACAAGAUAUUAUUUUAUUUAGAUCAUCUGGAAAUUCAGAAUCUUGAAGCAUCAGUUGACAUGGAAUCGAGGCAAAAGGAUUUCCUAGACAGCCCAAGCAUGGAUAAGAUUGCUGCUUUCAACUCCCUUGAUAGAUUCUUAUAUACCCCGCAGCAGAAUUCCGGAGGUUGGAGGACUACAAGGCCAAAGCUGAGGCUACCAAACAGAGGGCAGGUUUCAAACAGACAAUGUUGAUGCAGGAAAACUCCUUGUACAUUGCACAUGGCAGCUCAGAUACAUAAUUUUGCCAUAUUUUUGUCUUCACUUACAGAGGUAAUUAAAUGGGGUCAGGUCCGCCUUCUCGCAGUUGCAUGUGACAGUGAACAUGGGUCAUUGUAAAUUAGAAAGAGUAACUAGCUUCCACAACAACCAGAUUCUGCGUUCACUUCACUGCUGUGUUUGAUUGUAUAGGUCAUACAUGUUGAGCACUGACUGCAGGCAUUGAUAUUCAACCGAGGAAGGUUACUUCACUGUCCUCACUCCAGUGAUUGAGAUUUUGCAUUUUUGGACAUUGUUUAUAUAUUUAGUGUUUGGGAUUUUGUUAACUCCUGAUGAAUGGUCCUUCGGUUUUCUUGUUUGGUGAUUGAUGAAUGAUGAUACUGGCAGAGCUUGCUCUUUCUUUCUACUCGUAAAUUGAACAAUGAACUGUAUUGUUUUCUUUGCUACCUCUAAAGACUGUUGAGUUAUAAAACUAAAACGCAAGUUCCUCAA